This is a messenger RNA of Trematosphaeria pertusa, 1400 nucleotides long. Its product is annotated as sure-like protein. The coding region runs from base 255 to 1277 and encodes 340 amino acids. Gene Ontology annotation, cellular component: P-body. NCBI's taxonomy places the organism in Eukaryota, Fungi, Ascomycota, Dothideomycetes, Pleosporales, Trematosphaeriaceae. The record is from RefSeq and is a predicted model, not a curated record. The transcript has 3 exons. Gene Ontology annotation, molecular function: hydrolase activity.
CUUUCGAUGACUGCUCACUUCCACCAUCGGAUUACCUUCGUGAUGCAAUGACGAUGGUUCACCUCGUUAGAUGCACAGCGGGAGGGUCCGAGCGCCAGUUCCUUCCGAGCUAUCGAUAGCGACUUCGGAAAGGAAAUCACGCCAACACGCAUACGUCAAUGUGGGCGAAAUCCGUCACCGCUGCCGCGCGAUACAGAGUGCUGCACAAACUCCAAACAAGCAGACCCUUCCUCCCUAGCCUUCGAGUAUCCAAGAUGCAUAUCCUGAUCACCAACGACGACGGCCCUCCCUCGGACCAGUCCUCGCCCUACGUGCACUCCCUGGUGUCGACCCUCCAAUCCCACGGCCACACCGUCUCCGUCGUCCUCCCGCACACGCAACGCUCCUGGAUCGGCAAAGCCCACCUGGUCGGCCACUCCAUAAAACCGACGUACUUCCGGCCGUCGCCGCUGCAGGUCAAGAACGGGCGCCUCUGCAACAGCGGCACCGUCUCCACGCGGCCGCUGCCCGAAGACAGCACAGAAGAAGAAUGGAUCCUCGUAGACAGCACGCCGGCGUCGUGCGUGCAAAUCGGGCUGUUCCACUACUUCAAAGCGCGCGGGCCGAUCGACCUCGUCGUCUCGGGCCCGAACUACGGGCGAAACAGCACAGCGGUGUUUAGCCUGUCGUCCGGCACGAUAGGCGGCGCUAUGGAAGCCGCCGUGUGCGGCUACAAGUCCAUCGCGCUCAGCUACGCCUUCUUCGACCGCAACCACGACGCGAGCAUAAUAUCCGGCGCGUCGGAGCUCUCCGCGAAGCUCAUCCAGCAUCUGUAUGCGCACUGGGAUCCCGCCACGCACCUCUACAGCAUCAACGUGCCGCUCGUCGAGAAUGUCGGACGCCGCAAAAUCCUCUGGACGCAGAUGCUGCAGAAUGCGUGGAAGAGCGGGUCCUGCUUCCAGGUGCUCGAAGUGCCGUCCGAAGACGACGAUACCGCGAGCGAUAUCGAGGCUCAGAUACGGCGCGCCGAGGAGAAGCUGGGCCGGAAAGAGUUGCUGGGCAAGGAUGGCGGCACUGAAAGCGGGAGGGAGACGCCGUCGGGGCAGGGGCACAUACGGUAUACACAUAAGCACUUCAAGUGGGCGCCGAGGUUUAAGGAUGUCUAUGAGAGCGUGGAGCAGAGUGAACCUGGGAACGAUGGGUGGGCCGUUGCCCAGGGGUAUACGAGCGUGACCCCCCUGAGGGCGAAUUUCAUGCAUGUCAAUGGCUUUGAGGGCGAGAUUAAGUUGGAAGAGUAGAAUCAAAUUGGCACUGGGGGCAUCUCCGUGUAUACAAAAGUUCCCGGGAUAAGAUUAUAGACGGCGCAUGAGCAUCACCUACGCGUACAUGACUGAAUGAAUGAAUGCAUGCAUACUCCUCAU